AUGAGUGCAUCAAGUGAAAAAGAAGAAGAAGAUAAAGAGGAUAAAAAAUGGACGAUCCUUCCGUAUCUUCAGGGUACAACAGAACGCAUUAGCAGGAUCCUGGGUAAACACAAUAUCAAAGUAAUUUCUAAACCUCAAAAUAAGAUUGCGAAAAUAAGAAGAACUAUUUCUAAUCCCAAGGACCGGAGACCACACUUAGAAACACCAGGUGUAUACAGGAUUCCUUGCUCCUGCGGAAAAGUGUACAUAGGAGAAAUUGGGAGAAAAAUCAGUACACAAAUUAAGGAACACCAACGGAGUGCCAGGUACUGCCAUUUUAGUCAAUCAGCCUUGGCAGAACAUUGGAUGGAGACGGGACACUCGGUACAAUACGACAAAGCAACCAGACUAGCCCCCUCGCAAAGUUAUUUCGCCAGAAAACAUCGUGAAGCCCUAGAAAUUCUGAAACAUCCCGACAACUUCAACCGCGACAAAGGUUAUCAAACAAAUCCUAUUUGGCACACUGCCCUUAAUAUACAUUCACACCACUAG
Messenger RNA from Nylanderia fulva, 531 nucleotides. The record is from RefSeq and is a predicted model, not a curated record. NCBI's taxonomy places the organism in Eukaryota, Metazoa, Arthropoda, Insecta, Hymenoptera, Formicidae.